This is a messenger RNA of Stegodyphus dumicola, 741 nucleotides long. RefSeq lists its product as uncharacterized. Lineage: Eukaryota; Metazoa; Arthropoda; Arachnida; Araneae; Eresidae. The record is from RefSeq and is a predicted model, not a curated record.
AUGCACAAGAUCUUUGACUAUCCCUGCCACCCAGCCCAGCAUAACCUCGCGGAAAAUAUAUACACGCAGACACUUCUCUGUCGGCAGAACUCAAUAGCCAUCAACACGGAUGGUUCCAAAACAAAGGAUGGCACUGGAUGCGGCUUAUGCACAAUGAUCGAUGGAGAAAUCAAAUACCGCUGGAAACGUAGACUCAAUCCGAACAACACAGUCUACCAAGCUGAAUUGUUAGCAUUUAAAAAAGCAAUCGAUCUCUCAUAUGGUCACCAAGAAACUGUCUAUAUCUAUAGUGACUCACUGUCGAGCAUAGCCGCCAUAGAAGGACCAGCCAGCCGAGACCCCUUCGUACUCAACAUACAAAGGGCAUUAGUCAACCUCCCACUCAAUUAUCGUCCCAUCAUUAGCUGGGUACCAGCGCACACAGGUGUAGUCGGCAACGAGCUGGCGGAUGAACAGGCAAAACAAGCGGCUUCGGGUAUCUUCCUGCCAGAACAUGCUCUACCUCUGCCUUCCUCUUAUCUCAAAAAGAUUACACGCGGCGACCUUUACGCAGAAUGGCAGCAGAGAUGGGAUACUUCCCGGACAGGUCGAAGGACGUAUAAAUUUAUCCCAAAAGUUACAGACCUUGUCUUCUCCAACUCAUCUUCAUUGACUACGUUCCUCUCUGGGCACGGCCCGUUUCCUGAUUACCUACACAGAUUUGGACUUAGAGAGACUGUGAUCUCUGUGAAUGUGGACUAA